AUGCAGCAAGCGACCUCCGCCGAACGAGCGACGGGGCCUCCGUCCAACCCGGUUGACUACACCGGGCUCUGCCUGCUGUCGCUCGACGGCGGGGGAGUGCGUGGUCUAUCGACCCUCCACAUCCUCAAGAGCCUCAUGACCCAGCUGAAUCACGAACGCCAGAAGACCGGAGCUCCCGCGCUCAAGCCAUGCGAAUUGUUCGAUCUUAUCGGCGGGACCAGCACCGGCGGCUUGAUCACCAUCAUGCUCGGCCGGCUCGAGAUGGACGUGGACGAGUGCAUUGCCGCCUAUACCCGACUGACUAAGGCUGUAUUGGAAGAGAGGGCGCACCGCAUACCGUUCAGCUGGUCAGGACAAGUUCAAUCACGAUUCGACAGCAACAAACUCAAGGCCGUCAUCGACGACGUCAUCACGCGCCAGGGUUACUCUCCGACGGAACCAUUUAAUAACGAGAAACCGCGCGGAUGUAAAGUGUUCGUCUGUACCGCGGCGAAGGAUCUAUACGGAAUUACACGUCUCCGAAGCUAUGACCUUCCCCAAAAACCGAACGUGCCGGCUACUAUCAGUGAAGCCGCCCUCGCUACGUCCGCUGCCACCGGCUUCUUCGAUUCCGUCUCGAUUGGAGCCCGACAGUUCGUGGAUGGCGCGUUGGGGGUAAACAAUCCGGUGGAAGAGGUGGAAGGAGAAGCGGCCGACAUUUGGUGUGCUGAAUCCGGCAACGUCAAACCGCUAGUGAAGUGCUUCAUCUCGAUCGGAACGGGGAAUCCGGGCAAGAAAGCGGUUGAAGAUAAUUUACUGAAGUUCUUGUCGCAGACGUUGGUCCAAAUCACAACGGAGACCGAGGAAACCGCCAAAAGGUUUGUGGGCCGGUGGCGGCAGCACUUGGACCAGAAUCGAUAUUUCCGUCUCAAUGUCGAGCAGGGACUCCAGGAUAUCGGCUUGGCCGAGUACAAAGAGCAAGGUCGGAUCGAGGCGGCAACGCAUCAGUACCUGGACGACCAUCAGAUCUCCCGCGUGCGGCACUGCGUGGCGAAUUUGAAGCAGAAGCAGAGUGUGAAAGACGGAGAAUUCCUUGGAAUACAUCAUUCAGCGUACUCGAAACCAGUCAAGUCGUACGGUCCUUCCCUGCUAUUAUAUCCCCCUCCCACGGAACAAGCGCUUCGUGGACCGGGGGGUGGUAAGCGAGCUCCGCCAGCAACUAUUCGCAUCCGAUGGCGGCCACAAAGUCUCGCUUGUGGGAUUGGGUGGUGUGGGAAAACCCAGGUGGCUUCCCGCAUCGCCUUCUGGACGAAAGAGAAUAAGCUGGACUACUCCGUGUUCUGGGUAUCGGCCAUGAGCGGCGCGAGCUUUGAACAAGCCUACACCGAGAUAUCGAAGAAGCUAUUUGUGCGAAAGAGCUCAGAAGACGAAGAUCUCCGGGAGUCUGUCCGACGGUCGCUCGAGUCCGACGAAAGUGGAAAGUGGCUGCUCGUGGUGGACAAUGCGGAUGACAUGGACGUCAUGUUUGGCUCUUCUGAGAACCCCGACGGGAUCUUUCAAUACCUGCCAGAGACCGACUAUGGCCGGAUCUUAUUUACGACCCGCUUUAGGAGGGUAGCCGCGGCCGUUGGAGGCGAGAUGGUCGAAUUAGUAGAGAUGAGUCCCCCCGAGGCGGAGCGCUUACUGGAGAAGUGGAUAUUUCGAAAAGACCUCCUCCGCGACAAGGAGGGAGUGGCGGACUUGCUCUGCGAGCUGACCUAUCUUCCUCUAGCCAUUACGCAGGCGGCAGCAUAUAUCAACACGACCGGAGUACCCAUUCGCAAAUACGUGGAACUGAUCGGCAAAACGGAUCAGGACGUGGUGGGACUGAUGAGUCGAGAGUUCCACGAUUCCACUCGACCCAGAGGGUCACGACAUACCGUGGCCACGACGUGGCUGGUAUCGUUCCAUCAGAUUCGACAAUCCGACCCUGCGGCCGCUGACCUGUUGACGUUCCUCUCGUGCAUCGACCCCAAGGCUGUUCCACAGUCCAUUCUGCCUCUCUUUCCGUCCGAAGAAGCAAUGGUGUUUGCCAUCGGGACGUUGGAUGCAUACGCAUUCGUGGUGCGGCGGGGAAACACAGACACGUUCGACAUGCACAGCCUGGUGCUCUUGGCCACGCGGAUUUGGGUUCGAGGAGAGGGGGUCGCGGGUCGGGUGGAGGAGAGUGCCGUCCAGCAUGUGACGAGCGUGUUCCCAUCAAGUGACUACAGCCAGCGAGAUCGGUGGCGGGAGUACCUACCGCACGCGCUUCGUCUCCUCCAGCGGGACGAUACGGUCGACUUAGGGGAGCGAUAUGAUCUGUGUAUGAAGGUAGGGCAGUGUCUACAAGUUGAUGGUCGCAUUAAGGAAGCGGUACGACAUCUCCAAGAGUGUUAUAACUGGCGAAGGGAGCACCUUGAUGAGGACCAUCCCGAUCGACUGGCGUCGCAGCACGAGCUAGCGCAGGUAUAUCGGGCGAAUGGACAGGUAAAGGAGGCGUUGCGGUUGCUGGAGGAGGUGGUGCGAAUUGAAGCGCAGACACUCGCAAAGGAUCAUCCAGAUCGACUAGCAUCACAGCAUGGGCUGGCAAGAGCAUAUGAGGCGAAUGGACAGAUCAAUGAGGCGAUGCAGCUACUAGAGGAGGUGGUGCGGAUUAAUGCGCAGACGCUCGCGGAGGAUCAUCUGGAUCGACUGGCGUCGCAGCACGAGCUGGCGGGAGUAUAUGAGGCGAAUGGACAGAUCAAUGAGGCGAUACGGUUACUGGAGGAGGUAGUACAAAUUCACGGGCAGACGCUGGCAGAGGAUCAUCCGGAUCGACUGGCGUCGCAGCACGAGCUGGCGGGAGUAUAUCUGGCGAAUGAACAAGUGAACGAAGCAGUACAGCUACUGGAGGAGGUGGUACGGAUCAAAGCGCAGACACUGACAGAGGAUCGUCCCUCUCGACUGGCGUCGCAGCACGAGCUGGCAAGAGCAUAUAAGGCGAAUGGACAGGUGAAGGAGGCGGUGCGGCUGCUAGAGGAGGUGGUGCGGAUUCGAGGGCAGACGCUGGCAGAGGAUCAUCCGGAUCAACUGGCGUCGCAGCACGAGCUGGUGGGAGCAUAUCGAGCGAAUGGACAGGUGAAUGAGGCGGUGCGGUUACUGGAGGAGGUGGUGCGGAUUUGCGGGCAGACGCUGGCAGAGGAUCAUCCCUCUCGACUGGCAUCGCAGCACAAUCUGGCUAUUGUGUUUUGGGAUCGUGGCCAGCAUGCUACAGCGUUGGAGAUGAUGAGGCAUGUCGUGAAGAUCCACCGACGAGUGCUUGAUAAAGAUCAUCCUGAUCGCAUAGCCUCUGAGGAAUGGCUGGAACUUUUUAAGGAUGGCACAACUGAUACUUAG
Molecule: messenger RNA, 3375 nt
Organism: Rhinocladiella mackenziei CBS 650.93
Lineage: Eukaryota; Fungi; Ascomycota; Eurotiomycetes; Chaetothyriales; Herpotrichiellaceae
Exons: 6
Coding region: 1-3375 (1124 amino acids)
Biological process (GO): lipid metabolic process
Molecular function (GO): ADP binding; protein binding
Source: RefSeq, a predicted model, not a curated record